Messenger RNA from Drosophila kikkawai, 3148 nucleotides. RefSeq names its product Tubulin tyrosine ligase-like 3B (gene TTLL3B). Gene Ontology annotation, cellular component: axoneme; microtubule cytoskeleton. NCBI's taxonomy places the organism in Eukaryota, Metazoa, Arthropoda, Insecta, Diptera, Drosophilidae. Gene Ontology annotation, biological process: cilium assembly; cilium movement; protein polyglycylation. Gene Ontology annotation, molecular function: protein-glycine ligase activity, initiating. The record is from RefSeq and is a predicted model, not a curated record.
CUGAAUUUGACAGGGCUUAGCUUUGCUUACACUUGUAUUGAAAUUUACUCUUGUUUUGUCAGUUUUUUGUGUUUUUUUUUCACCGAAAUUGUCUAUAUGAGAUGUAAUGAUUUUUAAAUCAGUAAAGAUUUUCCAUUGGUACAUGUGAUACUUUUAGAUACUGUUCGGCUCCUGCUUCAAAAUUCCACGUUAAUUGCACCGUGCAGUCGGCUGCUUUGGCAACGAGCCAAUCCAACGUCCACAGCAAAAGCUCAGAACCGAAGGAAGAGGAAGGCCACUGAACAGGGAUACAUCCAGGAGCGUGCAAGAACUGGGAUACGGACAAGCAAAGAAUACCCCAACGGACAUUGAUUCACAGCUCUCGAGCGUAAGUGGCAGGACUGGCCGGAGCCGCAGCAGCAAUCAGCAUGACGCCGAGUACGCCGGUCGGUGGAGUCACCGGGAGCCGCAAUCGAUACUACAACCCCGUCUCCAAGAUACAGUCGCUCAUUCACAAUCUGGACGCCGAGCUGGUGCAGCUGUGCAAGCAGUGCACCGUGCCAAAGCCGCUGGCCAGCAAUAACAGCAAGCCCAUCAUCGGUGGCAGUGGCUUUGCCCACAACUAUGCCUAUGGAUCCAGGCCUCCGGGCGCGGUUGGGACCAGCAACUUGGACAGCAUCGCCGCCCAAAGCUUCCGUCCCGAGAGCAUCAACAGUUUGCUCUCCCGAGCUCGCUUCACCAGCUCGACACCCAGGCCCACGACACCUUCACCGCUAGCGCCGGAGGCCCACAAGCGCCAGAUGCGGAAUGUCUAUCGGACGCGUGUGAUCGACGCUUACCGUAACCGACGCAUCUUCACCGUGUACGGAAAUUACCACACGGUUCGUAGGGCACUGAUGCGGAGAGGGUGGCUGGAGAAACUGCCGGCGGCGCGUUUUGCCAAGCUGCAGAAUAUGUCCGAAGACACCCUGCUGGAGCACGCCCGGCGAGGGAACGAUUACGAGGCGGUGUUCAUCUCCAAGAUGAUCAACCAUUUCCCGGCUUUUUUCAUUUGGCAAAGCAAGGCCCAGCGCGAUCUGUGCGCGGAGGUGCGACCCUUCAGGAACCGAGUGCGCCGCAGCCAGUUCCUGGACUUCUCCACAAAGGUGGGACUCGUGGGAUGUGCUGAACAGGAGCGCUGGUACCGCGAGGACGGUGUCUGCGGAAUGAGCUAUCCGCGCUUCUACCGCCUGGGCGGCAACAGUCUGGAGGAGCGCUUGGCCUUUAUCGAAGACUACCAGCAGACGCAGGCCCGAUCGCUGCUCCGAUACGUAAAGGAGCAUCAGCCGGCGGAACUAAUUAGCGACAGCGGCACGGUGUCCAGUACCACAUUGGACUUUGCCCUCGGAAAGGUGAAGAAGAUGGUGCGGUAUGCAGAGCACACUUCCUUGGACGAUGCCCGAAUAAAGCCGGCGUCGCCCGCGGAGAUCGUUGAGAAUCAGACGUUUAUGAUGCAGUCCACCGAAGUGCUCAAGUCAAACGCCAAGUUCAAGAUGAGCGAGAAGGUAAUGACCGAGUACGCUCGUCUGGCCAAGCUUUAUCUCGAUCAGAUCGAGUCGCUGCGGCCGGAUUAUCGCUGGGAUGGUAGCCGUAAUUUGUGGAUCCUAAAGCCCGGAUACCAGUCUCGCGGCAUUGGCAUCGUCAUACGCAGUUCCCUGGACGACAUCCUGCAGUGGACAUCCAACAAUCAGAACAAGAAGUACAUUGUCCAGAAGUAUAUAGAGCGACCCCUGCUUGUCUACCGAACCAAAUUCGACAUCCGGCAGUACAUGUUAAUCACAAUCUCGGACACCACGGUCAACAUCUGGAUGUAUCGUGACUGCUAUCUGCGCUUCAGCUCGCAGGAGUUCACCAUGGACGACCUGCGCGAGUCCAUCCACCUGACCAACAACUCGGUGCAGAAGCGCUACAAGAACAAGACCAACCGCGACUCGCGGCUGCCCAAGCACAACAUGUGGUCGCUUGAGCAGUUCAAGGCCCACCUGACCCACAAGGGAGCUGCGGAAGGGACUUGGUCGAAAAUCUACAAUGGCUUCAAGCAGAACCUUGUGGCCGUGGUCAUGGCCAGCCUGGAUGAGACGGAGCUGGUGCAGAACGCCUUCGAGCUGUACGGUUGCGACUUCAUGCUGGACGAACACUACAAUCCCAUUCUAAUCGAAAUCAACUCGACGCCGGAUCUGUCGCCCUCGACGGAGAUCACGGCUAGGAUCUGCCCGCAGGUGCUGAAGGACUGCAUCCGCGUUGUGGUGGACCUGCCAAAGAACCCCUCCGCCGCCACCGGUCACUUUGAGCGAGUUUUCGAAGUCAACUACAGCAUUAAUAAGGGUGCCGAUGGCAAGCCCCUGGAGCUAAACGGCAAGCAGAUGACCCUCUUCGACCAGCCCAAGAUACGGAGCCAACCGCGGUCGCGGCUCCUGCGCAAGAUCCUGAACAACGUCAAGCCCACCACGAGCAACAAACUGGAGAAGGCCAAGGAGGCUCAGGCAAUGAGUGUGAAGACAGUCUCUGGAAAGGUUUCCAAGAAGAAGAAAUCACAUUCUGCUGAGAUGGCAAGUUUGGACACACCCUCCUCCCAUACCUCAUCGCAGAACGUCGGACCGAAGGUUAUCCUGAAUUCAACGACUCGAGAGAAUCUCGCACUGCAAUACACUGCUCCCAAGUAAAGCCCUCUGAACAACUUUGGCAUAAUGUGUAUUUCUUCUUAGCAAUUAGGAGAUUUGAAUGAAAGUCAAGCUAAAAAUCAAAUGUAGAAGAGAGGUAUGUUCCAGAAGUAAACUUAAAAUUCUUAGGCAUGUGAAGUCCUUUCAAGCAGGCUGAUGAUUGUAAAGAUAACAACAUUCCCAAUGGAUCUAUAGUCAUUUCCCGACCAAAGUAUCAAAGAUCAUUCUACAGAUGCAUAAUAAAAUCAUUAAAAAUCAAGGGUUCUAAAAAUAUGAAAGACCUAAAGCAAAUUCAUGCUCGGCCUGAGCUUGUAGUGGACCACGAGUAUUCAGAUCAGGAUCACUGCCAAAAUCAAAUGGAGUUAUUGAAAAACUAAAACAAAAGCAAAGAUUAUUAAACAUGAAAAGCUAAAAAAUUAUAUUUAGAUCAUUUUGAUGAAGACUUUUCGAAUAAAAUUGUCUUAGACUUA